AUGAUUCCUUCAACAAAUUGCGUUUUGAUUACAACUGGCUCUUUCAAUCCAAUUCACCCUUCACAUCUUCAAAACCUUUUACGUGUCAAACAAUAUCUUGAGAACGAACAUCAGCCAUCAUGGAAUGUUCUCGCAGGAUAUCUCUCACCAACACAUGAUUCGUAUGUACGUUCCAAACUGGGCGAUUCAGCAUGGAUUCCAGCCGAAGAUCGAUGUCAACUCUGUGAAGGCGCUAUUGAGCAUGAUAAACUGUCAUCUUGGAUCACUGUUUCGCGCGGUGAAUGUGAGUGGCCCAGUGAAUUUGUUGAUUUUGGUCCUGUAACUGAAAAUCUUUGUGAUUUUCUUAAUGAUACUCUUGUCCAUCAAGAUAAAUUCCUGAAGCAUCCAUUGCGUGUGGUUUAUGUCUGCGGUUUGGAUCAUUUUAAUAAAUGUUCUUAUCUUGAGAGGAUGGCGAAACAGAAAAACAUGGCCUGUGCGGUUGUCUUUCGAAGUGGUUAUAAUGAACAACACAUUCAUCAGUCAAUUAGAUCGACUGACGUUAUCUAUGUUAAAUUAGAAAAGGAACGUGAUAAAAUUGUGGAUAUAAGUUCGACACAAAUUCGACAAUAUUUUCAAAAUCCAACAUCCCGCACAACCGACAUUGAUCAAUUCAUUUAUCCCAAUGUUUAUGAAUAUAUGAUCAAAAAUUACAAAAUGUAA
Messenger RNA from Rotaria sordida, 699 nucleotides. The record is from the annotation of a GenBank genome assembly. Lineage: Eukaryota; Metazoa; Rotifera; Eurotatoria; Philodinida; Philodinidae.